UGCCAACUAUAUUUAUCUGUGGCAACAAAGCUGUCAAAAUCAUAAAUAACCUCAAAUGUUGUUUUUAAUUUUGCAAAACUCCAAAAAUUGUAAUAAAAGCUAUAUUUUUCUUGCUAAAAAUUCAAUAAUAUUUGCAAUAUGACCGUGUACUUAUCGAGAUUUGUGAUACGGACACUGCGACCGGCGCUACAAAGCCGUUUGGUGACCACUUGCUUCUCGGAUAUCAAACCGGCUGCAAAUGCCUUUUUUCCUAAAAAAACCGAUGUAUUUCGAAUCGGACAACAGUUCUUUAGGAACUAUUCUCUCGACAAUAUCCAACCUACAACCAUGGCGCUUGAUAAUACAAGUUUACCGUUAAAGAAGAAAACGAGUUACAAAAAGGUGGUUUUGGAGGAUUUGACCAAGAAAGACGGGCAAUAUUUGACUUUGGCGUACGCUACAGCAUAUCGUUAUGACCUGAAGGCUCUGAGAGAGGGCCUGCUGCAACAGAAGCUCUAUGAACCGGGAACGCUAAAUACUCAUGAAGUAGGCAAUGUGGUGGUGGCCAGCCCAGUGUACAGCGUAGGGGACGAGCCCCGAGAGAUCAUCUUCUUCCAAGAGGGGGCUGUGGUGUUUUGGAACUGCACAGAGCUGGAAGCCAACAAUGUAUUGGAUUUUAUUCGGCCAUAUGAAGUGCAAAGUUAUCCACGAGAUGUUGUCACCAGAGAGAGAGAAAUUAUGACUUAUCAAUAUCAGAUUAAUGCCAAGAGGUGUUCUCUUCAAGAGUCAUCCUUUGUUCUAGUGCCAAACAGUGACAACUCACUGGAGAGAUAUUCCUUCAGCCACGCCAUGGCGCAGUCGGCGCGGCUGGGCGCGUGGGAGGCGCGGCUGGAGGCGCUGGCGGCGUCUGUGCGCGCGCACACCGAGCGCAUGGAGGCCGCGGGCGCCGUGCACGUCGAGAAGAAAGAGGUACUUAACAGUGUUAUGUUGUACGUGUCGCAGGUAGUUCGCAAGCUGGGCGAGUUGCUGUCGCUCCGGCACCGCAUUAACGUGGAGUCGGACCUGCUGGACACGCCCGACUGCUACUGGGAGGACGAGCGCCUCGAGAUGCUCUACUCCAGCACCGUCGCCUACUUCACCAUACCCAGGCGGACCAGGGUACUGAACGAGCGCUUAUCGCACUGCGUGGAGCUGCUGGAGUUGUUGUCGUCGUGGGCGGCGGACCGGCACCACGUGCGCCUGGAGUGGAUGGUGAUCGCGCUCAUCAUGGCCGAGGUGCUGUUCGAGCUGCUGCACUGCUUCGAGCGCUACGUGUGGGCCGAGCGCCAGCCCGAGCUGCGCCACUAGAGCCACACCACGUGCGCCUGCAGUGGAUGGUGAUUGCGCUCAUCCUGGCCGAGGUGCUGUUCGAGCUGCUGCACUGCUUCGAGCGCUACGUGUGGGCCGAGCGCCAGCCCGAGCUGCGCCACUAGAGCCACACCACGUGCGCCUGCAGUGGAUGGUGAUGGCGCUCAUCCUGGCCGAGGUGCUGUUCGAGCUGCUGCACUGCUUCGAGCGCUACGUGUGGGCCGAGCGCCAGCCCGAGCUGCGCCACUAGAGCCACACCACGUGCGCCUGCAGUGGAUGGUGAUUGCGCUCAUCCUGGCCGAGGUGCUGUUCGAGCUGCUGCACUGCUUCGAGCGCUACGUGUGGGCCGAGCGCCAGCCCGAGCUGCGCCACUAGAGCCACACCACGUGCGCCUGCAGUGGAUGGUGAUUGCGCUCAUCCUGGCCGAGGUGCUGUUCGAGCUGCUGCACUGCUUCGAGCGCUACGUGUGGGCCGAGCGCCAGCCCGAGCUGCGCCACUAGAGCCACACCACGUGCGCCUGCAGUGGAUGGUGAUUGCGCUCAUCCUGGCCGAGGUGCUGUUCGAGCUGCUGCACUGCUUCGAGCGCUACGUGUGGGCCGAGCGCCAGCCCGAGCUGCGCCACUAGAGCCACACCACGUGCGCCUGCAGUGGAUGGUGAUGGCGCUCAUCCUGGCCGAGGUGCUGUUCGAGCUGCUGCACUGCUUCGAGCGCUACGUGUGGGCCGAGCGCCAGCCCGAGCUGCGCCACUAGAGCCACACCACGUGCGCCUGCAGUGGAUGGUGAUGGCGCUCAUCCUGGCCGAGGUGCUGUUCGAGCUGCUGCACUGCUUCGAGCGCUACGUGUGGGCCGAGCGCCAGCCCGAGCUGCGCCACUAGAGCCACACCACGUGCGCCUGCAGUGGAUGGUGAUUGCGCUCAUCCUGGCCGAGGUGCUGUUCGAGCUGCUGCACUGCUUCGAGCGCUACGUGUGGGCCGAGCGCCAGCCCGAGCUGCGCCACUAGAGCCACACCACGUGCGCCUGCAGUGGAUGGUGAUGGCGCUCAUCCUGGCCGAGGUGCUGUUCGAGCUGCUGCACUGCUUCGAGCGCUACGUGUGAAGAAAUGCGCCAUUAGAGCCCGCCAGCUCUGUCACCUUCCCAACAACUAGCGAGUUCGGAGUGCGGAGGAUUUGACGGCAGGUCGGCACCAUUUUGGUAUUAGAGUUCUUUGUUGUCUCAGUUGUGACAGCUUGUCCGGGGAAGUUACUGCCAUUCUAAAGAUAAAAAUAAUUUAAUCACAGCGACUAAGAUCAUCUGAAGAUGAUAGCUUGUAGGCUUCUUUAAAAUCUCAAAGCUACUCUCUUUUUUAUUUAUGUAAUUUAAUAUUAUUUUUGUAAAUAUAUUUUAUCUUUAUAUGUAUUCAGGUUUGCACAACCGCAUGCAAAUCCAUGAAUUGACAGAUCUAAAUAAUGAUAUUUGUUCCUCUUUAAAGCACUCGGUGAUGGUAUGAGUGUGCAAAGGAUGGCAUUAGUUUUAUACGCACACACUUCUGUGGUCACUGUUUAGACCUGUAUCAUUUUAGGUUGGGACUUGAGUACCAAAGAAAUAGAUUAGUUUUCUUGAACAGGCGUCACGGCUCUGUCUUUAAACCUUGAGGUCUAGUUCGGACUACUUUAGUAUUUUAGUCGAGUACGAACAAUUUUUGGGCGGUAAAUCCAAAAAUUGUUCGUAUUCGACAAAAAUACUAAAGUAGUCUGUACGGCCUAUCAGCUUUGAAAAUAUACUACCUAUAGUGCGACAUGAAAAAGUAGAAGUUAAAUAAAACUAAUAAACUCGCUGUGUGGCAACACCACAUUUACUGUCAUCAUCACAAAGAUCUGUCAUUAUAGAACAACCAAUUAUUAUAGAUAAAUUUAUCAGAUUAUUAACAUCAUAGUGGACAUUUAGAUAAUUACCAGACGAAUUACAAUAAAUAUCAUUUAUCUAGAUGAAAUUUACUUUUUUCAUUUAUUAAAUGCAAAUCAUUAAAUCGGCUAUCUUAGUACUCCUAACAUGAUGCUCGGGGCUAAAUAGUGAUGUAAGUAUUUUCCAAAUAUAUUUAUUAACUUUUUUAUAUUAGAUUGUAAUAUUAUUUUGAACAGAUAAUUUAAAAUAAGAACAUAAUAUUACCAACGGAUACAAUAUAAUAACAAUUAUUAUCAAGUAUCAAGGUAGUUCCAGUCCCAAGUGGAUGACAGAACACAGGGUUACCAUAAGAACGACGAUUAGUGAGCGCCCUCAUUUAUUUUCUCUUUUUUUUCUCUUUUGUGUCGCACUAUAGCACAUUAGUAAGUUAAAUAAUAAAAUGUCAUGUAGGUGGUAUUUAGCUAUAAUAUAAUGGUUAAGUUAAGUAAUGAAAAUCAAAAAUAUAUAAUUAUAUUUUUUUAAUAAAAGUUAUUAUAAAAUUA
This is a messenger RNA of Bicyclus anynana (squinting bush brown), 3749 nucleotides long. Its product is annotated as required for meiotic nuclear division protein 1 homolog. The record is from RefSeq and is a predicted model, not a curated record. Bases 139 to 1326 code for a protein of 395 amino acids. The transcript has 7 exons. Gene Ontology annotation, biological process: positive regulation of mitochondrial translation. NCBI's taxonomy places the organism in Eukaryota, Metazoa, Arthropoda, Insecta, Lepidoptera, Nymphalidae.